CCACAGUCAUUUCUUCAUUCAUUCAUUCAUUGGUCAGUGGUCACAAACUGUCAGUUUUUGUUGACGUUCUCUAGUGACAAGUCGUGUCAAAAAACUCAAUUGGUCGAUUGCCGACGAAAGUGUCGUCGAUAGCACACAACUGUCAUAAUCGUUAUCUUCCUUACAAACAGUACUCUAUUACUCACAAAGAAUUUCCUCAGAAAAUGGCUGAUAAAUUGCUGCCCCAAUUAUUUAAGUACGUUGAUCAAAAUGCUGACGCAUUCAAGAAGUUAUUGAAGGAAGCGGUAGCCAUUCCUUCUGUGUCUUGCGACAUCAAAUACCGUGAUGAUUGUGUACGAAUGGUGCACUGGAUGCAGGAUAAACUGAAGGAAGUUGGUGCUAGUACAGAGUUGAGAGAUGUCGGCUUCCAGACCAUUGAUGGGAAAGAGGUUAAACUGCCCCCUGUUCUAGUCGGAGUCCUGGGAAAUGACCCGAAGAAGAACACUAUUUGCAUCUAUGGUCAUUUAGAUGUGCAACCUGCCCUCAAAUCAGAUGGUUGGGACACAGAACCAUUUGAUCUGCAAGAGAGGGAUGGCAAGCUUUUUGGCAGAGGCUCCACUGAUGACAAAGGACCAGUACUCGGUUGGCUUCAUGCCAUUAAUGCUUACAAGGCAGUGGGUGAAGAGUUACCAGUUAACUUGAAGUUUGUCUUUGAAUGCAUGGAAGAAUCUGGUUCGGAGGGCCUUGAUGCCCUCCUCAUAGAACAACUGAAGCCUGAAGGUUUCUUCGACACUGUGGACUAUGUGUGCAUAUCUGACAAUUACUGGCUUGGCACCACUAAGCCGUGCAUCACCUAUGGUUUAAGAGGAAUCAGUUACUAUUUCCUUGAGGUGGAGUGUGCCAAAAUGGACUUGCACAGUGGUGUGUAUGGGGGCACAGUGCAUGAAGCUAUGUCAGAUUUGAUAUAUUUGAUGGACCAGCUUGUUACUAAGGAUGGAAAGAUUCUGGUCACUGAUAUCUACAAAUCUGUUGCUCCCUUGACUGAAAGUGAAAAGAGCUUAUACACUAAUAUCGACUUUGACCCUGAAGCAUACAGGAAUUCCAUUGGAGCACACAAACUAGCUCACAGUGGUGUAAAAGAGCAGUUGCUUAUGCACCGCUGGAGGUACCCUAGUCUAUCUCUGCAUGGUAUUGAAGGAGCUGCUUUCCAACCUGGUGCUAAAACUGUCAUCCCAGGGAAAGUGAUUGGAAAGUUCUCAAUAAGACUUGUUCCCAACCAGGAGCCCGAAGAAGUUGAAAAGCUAGUCUUUGAUUAUGUUCACAAGAAGUGGGCCGAGCGGGAGUCGCCCAACAAGAUGCGUAUCACGGCGCAGAGCGGGCGCGCGUGGACCGAGAACCCGGACCACCCUCACUACCAGGCCGCUGCGAGAGCUACCAAACUUAUUUACCAGACUGACCCAGACAUGUCCCGCGAGGGCGGUUCCAUCCCGGUGACGAUCACGCUGCAGGAGGCGAGCGGGAAGAACGUUCUGCUGCUGCCCAUGGGCGCCGGCGACGACAUGGCGCACUCGCAGAACGAGAAGCUCAACGUGCGCAACUACAUCGAGGGCGUAAAAUUGUUUGCCGCAUACUUAUACGAAGUCAGCAAGUUGUCCAAGUGAUUUUUGCUCAAUAUUUAAUGUGAUUGUAUCUAAGGAACUCUUCACAAUAACUAAUUAAUAAUUAUAUAGCUUUCAUAAAUAAAUAGUACAUUAGAAAUACGGCAUUGGUACAUUCCUACAAUGAAGUACAAUUUUUAUAUUUUUUUGCAUUUAACGCAUAAUACAUUCGUUUUUGUAUAUAGGAAAUAAUCAGUGCCUUAUUUUGAAACUCUCAUAAUAAAUAAAUAAUGUAUUGUAAUCGGAUUUAUAAUUCUAAAUAUCUCAUCAGCAAUAUUGAAAGUUGUGAAUUCAAUUGUUACAUAUAUUUAGAAUUAUUAUAAAUUCAAAAUUCCAUUAACCAUUGCAUUUUGCUGAUUCAUCUUGACCGAUUGUUUCAUAUUUGCAACAAUAUUUCUGUGGAAAAGCUACCUUACCUCAUACGUCGUCGGCACAGCGCAGCGUAUUGCAAUUAUAUUGGCAUAAGAAUACAUUAGUGUCUUAACUCCACCAUUUUUUAUUGUAAUUUAUUUUACAUAUUUACUUUUUAUUCUCAUACAAUAAAUAUGUUUAUC
This is a messenger RNA of Ostrinia furnacalis (Asian corn borer), 2191 nucleotides long. RefSeq names its product Cytosolic non-specific dipeptidase 2 (gene Cndp2). The coding region runs from base 204 to 1640 and encodes 478 amino acids. NCBI's taxonomy places the organism in Eukaryota, Metazoa, Arthropoda, Insecta, Lepidoptera, Crambidae. Gene Ontology annotation, biological process: proteolysis. Gene Ontology annotation, molecular function: metallodipeptidase activity. The record is from RefSeq and is a predicted model, not a curated record. The transcript is spliced from 10 exons.